AUGUUCUUAUUUUUUCAUUAUUAUCUUUACAGAAACAUGAAACAAACUGUUGAAGAUUUGAAUGUCCAACUCAGGAAAAAAGAACAAGAUUUGGAAAAUCUGCUUCAGAAGAGUCAAAUGGAAAGCCAUGACCUUCAGCAAAAGUUGCAGGCUGCACGCAGAGAACACAAAAAAGCACAAGACCAACUUUUGGAGAAACAAACAGCUGUAAAUGAAAAUCAAAGAAAAGAAGAUUUAUCUUUGUCCCUAAUUGAGCAAUUGAAAAAGUCAGAACACCAUCUUCUUAUGGAAUUGGAAGCUGUAAAACAAGAAAGAGAGCAAGCAACAAUUUCCCAUCACCAACAGAUUGAAGACCUGAAAGAAAGUUAUAGACAAAAAUCUACAGACUAUGAUCAAUGGCCACUUAAAUUUGAAACUGUACAGCAGCAGGAAAGAAAUAAACAUAACAAAGAAAUGCAAGAACUUAAAGGAAAACUCACAGAAAACUUUUUAAUGGAUCUUGAGAUAGAGAAACAGAAAUACCAGAAAUUGGUUGAUAAAUAUCAUGAAGAUAGCCAGAAUACUGAAGACAAAGUAGUCCAAAUGGGCAAUGCUGGACAGGAUGAAGUAACUCAACUAAAGACACAACUUAGAAGUGCUCAACAAGAAGUGACCAACUUAAAAGAACAGGUGCAAUCAAUUCAUCAACAGUUGGAAGAAACGAAGUCACAGGUUCUAUCUUUACAAGAAACUGUACAAAAAGAAUGUGAAGAAAGACUUGAACUAACUGAAUCCUUGACUGCUGCCAGAACAGAAUUGCUACAACUAAAGAAACCAACAGGAGGUUAUAACAAACUGGUUUCAAAGUCACCAUUACCACAAUCAUUGUCCAGUAGAAAUAAAUUAUCAGGCAUUUCACUUAAAGGAGAGGGCAACAAUACAAACAAUUAUCCUCCAGCAACUUCUUUGUCAGACAGUUUUGUUACAAAUGCAAAGUCUGUUGAUCAACCCAAACUUAACCCAUUACGUGUUGGUACAGGACACCAAGGUUCAGUUUCAAUGUCUCAAGAAACUACAAGUAACAAUAAAGAAACUAAACCAGUCAAAGGAUUUUUAACAGACCAAAAGUCUGUACCUUACAAAAGAAAAAUUUCUGAUGACAGACGAAGAUUCUUAGCUUUACUUACCAGAAAUUCAGCUAAAAUAUCAAACUAG
This is a messenger RNA of Acanthosepion pharaonis, 1194 nucleotides long. Lineage: Eukaryota; Metazoa; Mollusca; Cephalopoda; Sepiida; Sepiidae. The record is from the annotation of a GenBank genome assembly.